GAGAGAGAGAGAGAGAGGACGGGGGAGGGGAGAUUUAAACCCUGCCGCACGCUCGACGACAUUGAAGAGGAGGAGAGCGAAGCCCCGGUCAGCCGCCAUGUCCGGGAUCCACCGCUUGGGCGCCCUCGCAGCACGAUCCCUCGCCCGGCGGGCGUUCUCUCCGCCUCCUAUGCAUCGCCGGUCCUUCGGCGCCGCGGCGCUGGCGGAGGUGGAGUACUGGACGGAGUGGGAGGAGGAGGAGCAUGGCAGGUACGCGGCCGCAGCGGCCACGGACGCUUGCGGGGAGAGGGAGCCGAGAAGGGUGCAGUGGGUGUUCAUGGGGAGCCCCGGGGUGCAGAGGCAUGUGUACGCCACGCGCGUGGCGGAGCUCCUCGACGUUCCCUACAUCUCGAUGGGCUCCCUCGUUCGCCAGGAGCUGAACCCCAACUCCUCCCUCUACAAGAAAAUUGCGAAUGUUGUGAACGAAGGGAGGUUGGUGCCAGAGGAAAUCAUAUUUGGGUUGUUGUCGAAAAGGCUCGAGGAAGGAUACCAGAGAGGUGAAAUUGGAUUCAUUCUUGAUGGAAUCCCACGUACGAGGAUCCAAGCUGAGAUCCUCGAUCAAAUAGCAAAUAUAGAUUUGGUAGUGAACUUACAAUGCCGAGAUGACUGCUUGGUGAAGAAACACUUUGGUGCUGAUAUUUGUUCACACUGUGGGAAGACAUUUGAUUCUAGCAAUUCAGAGUCAACAAGCCUUAAUCUCUGUUUGGCUACACGAACACGACAUGCACAACUAAAAUCAUCUGCUGCAGUGGAUAUGAAGGAUUCCUGCAUGGAGAAAUUCCGUGUCUAUUCUGAGCAGAUCAAGCAGUUGGAGGAAUACUAUAUGAAGCAGAAGAAGCUUUUGGAUGUCCAAGUGACCGGUGGCCCAGGUGAAACCUGGCAGGGGCUUUUAGCGGCGCUACAUCUCCAGCACAUGGACACUGCUACUUCACAGAAGCUCACAGUGUAGGUUUUUUUGGCCAUUCUGGAAUUCAUUGGUACAAACGAAAAGAUCUGAGCAAUUCCCUCUGCCAGCCCAAACAAACUCUCUAGUUUUCCUUAUUACCUACCAUAUACGUAAUCAGUUUUGUAGAUGCAUGUUUGUAAUGUGAGACCUCUUAAGAGGAAAUAUGUAGUCUCCCUUUCGAGCAGUUGCUGCUGCUUAUGUUUUGUUGAUGGAUGCGGAAUCAUCCAUAUCGGUGUUAUACUGCGGCUAUGACCAUAUUAUUUGAGAGCUAAUAAGCUGUUCCUUUCUGCCC
Molecule: messenger RNA, 1277 nt
Organism: Musa acuminata subsp. malaccensis (wild Malaysian banana)
Lineage: Eukaryota; Viridiplantae; Streptophyta; Magnoliopsida; Zingiberales; Musaceae
Product: probable adenylate kinase 7, mitochondrial
Biological process (GO): nucleobase-containing compound metabolic process
Cellular component (GO): cytoplasm; mitochondrion
Molecular function (GO): ATP binding; AMP kinase activity
Source: RefSeq, a predicted model, not a curated record